Messenger RNA from Labeo rohita (rohu), 1036 nucleotides. It is a transcript of the gene golt1ba, whose product is annotated as golgi transport 1Ba. NCBI's taxonomy places the organism in Eukaryota, Metazoa, Chordata, Actinopteri, Cypriniformes, Cyprinidae. Gene Ontology annotation, cellular component: membrane; endoplasmic reticulum. The transcript has 6 exons. Gene Ontology annotation, biological process: endoplasmic reticulum to Golgi vesicle-mediated transport; retrograde transport, endosome to Golgi. Bases 57 to 443 code for a protein of 128 amino acids. The record is from RefSeq and is a predicted model, not a curated record.
UGUUUCCGGUACGCGUGGCCGCUCCUGUUGACAGCUGCUACGAGAGACAAGCCAAGAUGAUUUCCCUCACCGACUCCCAGAAAAUUGGGAUGGGGCUAACAGGAUUUGGUGUGUUUUUCCUGUUUUUUGGAAUGAUCCUGUUUUUCGAUAAAGCUCUACUUGCCAUAGGAAAUAUUCUUUUCGUUGUCGGUUUGGCGUUUGUAAUCGGGCUGGAAAGGACGUUCAGGUUCUUCUUUCAGAAGCACAAAAUGAAAGCCACCAGCUUCUUCCUAGGAGGCGUCUUCGUAGUGCUGAUCGGAUGGCCCAUCGUCGGAGUGAUUCUAGAGUUUUAUGGCUUCUUUCUAUUAUUCAGGGGAUUCUUUCCAGUGGUCGUAGGCUUCAUCAGGAGAAUUCCUGUACUGGGAUACUUACUGAAUCUUCCCUUCAUUAGUGGGCCUUCCUAAGGCUGAGCGGACAGUCAGCCAUCUUGUAUGUGGACACAAUGAGCGAAAGCAACAACAUGGUUUAACAGACUCUUUUUUUACCACUUAUUUAUGAUGGAUUUUCUACAGCUUUAACCUUACAACAGCCAUGAGAAGUAUAGAGGUCGUAUUACCGAAGCUUUACAUUCAGACGUGUUUCCACUGUAAGGACGUCUGAGAGAUAUAUUUACGUCAGUGAAAAGCCAACUGUGCAGCGAGGAAAAGAAGCCACUCCUUCGUCGGCCGGCCAAAGCAAAGCAAUCAAUAGAGCUGCGUCACAACACGAUUGCAUCCCUGAACAACUGUGCCCUACUUUAUAAAUGCAAACUUCAUGAAGAAGUUACUGGAGAUCCUCCCGUGAGGAACGUUUCUUUGAAUGUGCAGAAGCGACUUCUGAAAGUCUGUGUUCUGUUACAACAAUGGCCUUGUUACAUGGUUUUGUCUAUAAUUGUAUUUUAAAGAGGGAGGAGAGCUGGAGGACUCUUAAUUUCUUCAUUUGUUUUUCUAUCACACCUGCUGAAACUGCAACUGUGAGAUUUACACUUUCUUGUAAAAUUAAACUGUUACUAAUCAGA